AUGGUCAAUGUGCUUAUCCAGUGGAGGCCCAAGAGGAAGUCAAUUACAUGGGCAAUCAAUUUUAAUUCCGCCAAGGUAUCUGCUUUAAAUGAUAGAACUACUAAGUUGGAAGAGAUGUUCCAACAAUUUAUGCAAGUGACGACCUUCACCAAUAAGAGCACUGAAGUUCCCAUAAAAAAUCUGAUGAUGCAGGUUCCUGUGUAUGCAAUAGCUUUGAAAAGUUUCCUUGAAAAGAAAAGAUAUCUAGAUGUGGAAAUUAUUGAUGAACAGGAUAGUUGCAGUGUCUUGUUGAAGAAGGAGCGUCCUCCAAAAGUGAAGGAUCCAGGAAGUUUUACCAUUCCUUGCGUCAUUGGCAAUGUGAGAAUAUGCAAAGCCCUAAUUGACUUAUGGUCAAGCAUUAAUUUGAUGCCCCUAUCUAUGCUCAAGAAGAUUAGUGGUCUUAAAGUGAAUCCUACAAAGAUUUCUUUGUUAAUGGCGGAUGGAUCACCUAAGAAACCAUAUGGUCUGGCGGAGGAUGUUGUGAUUCAAGUUGAGAAACUUGAGUUCCUGGUUGACUUUGUGAUGAUAGAGAUGGAGGAAGACAAAGAGAUCCCAAUUAUUCUUGGGAGGCUGUUUAUAAAACGACUAAAGUAA
Vigna radiata var. radiata (mung bean) is the source of this 633-nucleotide messenger RNA. RefSeq lists its product as uncharacterized. The record is from RefSeq and is a predicted model, not a curated record. The coding region runs from base 1 to 633 and encodes 210 amino acids. Lineage: Eukaryota; Viridiplantae; Streptophyta; Magnoliopsida; Fabales; Fabaceae. The transcript is spliced from 3 exons.